AUGUUCAAACAGACCUUCUCUGCGCCUGUGGAAUCCACUUCCACAGGCUUAGUUAGCACCCCGACUGCGUUUAUACAUACAGAUGGGACACGGAGUAUUUCUGGGGGUGAUGCAACAAGUGUAUACAGCAAGUAUUUAAGUAGGAAAAGAGAUGAAAGCAAAGAUGUGAACGAUUUAGAUGACACCGAUGACAUGUCGAUGUCAAGGAGCGCACGUCUGGGCGACUUGGAUACGGAUACCAUAGAGCAGUCGAGCAUAGACAAGCCAAUAGCUCAG
Molecule: messenger RNA, 276 nt
Organism: Sphaeroforma arctica JP610
Lineage: Eukaryota; Ichthyosporea; Ichthyophonida
Exons: 1
Source: RefSeq, a predicted model, not a curated record